Vicia villosa (hairy vetch) is the source of this 2791-nucleotide messenger RNA. RefSeq lists its product as uncharacterized. The coding region runs from base 354 to 2042 and encodes 562 amino acids. The record is from RefSeq and is a predicted model, not a curated record. The transcript has 6 exons. NCBI's taxonomy places the organism in Eukaryota, Viridiplantae, Streptophyta, Magnoliopsida, Fabales, Fabaceae.
CCCCCUUUUCAUUUCUCAUCCUCUCUCACACCUUUCAAAACAACCAACCUUACUUGUCACAUUUACCUACGACUUCCUUUGUCUCUCUUACCCUCUCUCACACGCUCCUCUUCUCUUUUACUACAAUCCAAGAACCUCUCCUUAUUUUACUUCCACCCUUCUCAUAAGUAACUUAGACACACACAAAAAAUGCACCAAUACACAUCACAAAAAUGCUACUUUACUUUCUCACCUCUACAGAUCUGAAACUCCUUGGAUCUUCGAAAGAACUCGUUUUGAUUUCUGGGUUUUGAUAUUUGGCCUAUUGGGUCAUUGAAAAACCAUUCUUUUAAGGAUUUUUUUGAAGAAGAAAAAUGGGGUCUAGUAGUAGUAAAGGUGCUUCUUCUUGUAGUUCAUCUUCUUCUUCUUGUAGUUUACGGAAGAAUCGAUCCAAGAGGCUUAGAGGUUUUCCUUCUUAUUGUCUUGGAACAACUUCUGGAUCUCGUGACAGUGAUAAUGAUGAACGGGUUUGUGAUCAGAGUAAAGUAAAUGGAAGUGAUGUUACAUAUACCAGCAGCAAUGAAAUUGACUCAGAUGAAUCGAAAUCGGAGUCUUUUAGAAAAGUUAAACCGGAUGAAAUACCUUGUAUGCCUUCUAACAUUGAUCUUGAUGAGUGGAGUCGCACUGAAUCCAGAACCGCGAGCAUCUCGGCUCACGGUUCUUCAACUCAGUCUACAAAUUCUGCGAGUCGGUUCCUUUCUCGGUUUAGCCUCAUUCCGGGUAAUAUAAGCUUCAGACUCAGCAGAACCACGAGCUUAGGGUCAUCUCGACCUUGUCCUGAUUCUUCGGCAAGUCUUUCUAUGUUUAACAAUGAUGAAGACGAGCUUAGUCUGCAUAAUAGAAAUGAAACUCAACAAUAUAGUGGCAGCGACUUGCUUAACGGGUCUUUUGUAAAUCCAGUCCCUAUACAGCAUCACGGAGAUGCUUCUAAUAAUUCAAGUUCGAAUGUCCCGAUAUUCGGUUUGGGUAGCAACUUAUCGAGCAGUCCUACGUUGUCUCCUCUCGAAGAUACGGUUAGAGAUGGAUAUGACCCACGAGAGAUGUCUGGUAUGAACAUGUUUUCUCCGAGAGUUAAUACCGAGGCAGGAAAUGUUACGGAUAGACGGAAUGGAGCUCGUGAACCUGUUGACCGCAAUGUUCGUUUCAGCCGAACUUUAAGCGUUGGGAGGCUUCGUGACAGAGUGCACCGCCGAUCAGGAUUGGCUGACUUCACCUUUUGCCCUCUGCAACAAGAGAGAGAUGCUAGCGAGGAUAGUGGAAGACAAGUAGGGGAGAGGGGUGCAGGAGUGUCACCAUCUGAUCGAAACGCUUUAAAUUCUCUUACUGCAUCCGGUUAUCCUCUGCCUAAUAGGUCUAGCUCUCCAUUCAGAACCCAAGACCACGAGGUUGAGGCUUCACGGUCAAGAGAAACUAGGUAUCAGGAUCUACUAGAACAUAGGUCCAAUUUCCUCGAACGGAGAAGAAGAAUACGAUCUCAGGUUCGUGCUCUUCAGAGGUUGGGUAGCCGGUUUGAAAAUCUUUCUGGACAUGACAGAUCAUGUAUCUUGUCUGGUCAACAUAGAAACGGUCGUUGUACAUGCAGAAUAAAUAGUCGCGAUAACAAUUCAAAUUCAAACGAUGAUACAAAUGCUAGAGCUAGCAUAUCAAGAAUAGUGAUGUUAGCUGAAGCCUUAUUCGAGGUUCUGGAUGAAAUUCACCAGCAAUCAGUGGUUUUAUCUUCCCGCCCUUCUGUAUCUUCUAUCGGAUCUGUUCCCGCGCCUGCUGAAGUUGUCGAAUCCUUACCUGUUAAACUAUACACAAAGCCACACAAACAUCAAGAAGAACCUGUACAAUGCUAUAUAUGUCUUGUGGAGUAUGAAGAUGGUGACAGCAUGCGAGUACUUCCUUGCCAUCAUGAAUUUCAUACGACAUGUAUAGACAAGUGGCUGAAGGAGAUUCACAGGGUAUGUCCACUAUGUCGAGGAGAUAUUUGUAUAUCAGAUUCACUCCCAACAGAAAACUAAACUUGCAAAUUGUUUAUCAGCUGCAUAUACACUUGUGUAACUCUAUGAGUAUAUAUCAGAAGCAUCUCAACUCAACCUUGUAUUAUCAUUGUUGUCAAUGAUUAUUUGAUACAAUUUUCUCAAUAAUAAAUAUCAAACAUUGGUUGAAAUAUAAUUCAAACGAGUUCUGGCUCUCUCUUUUUCUAUCUAUCUAUCUAUCCUCUUCACACAGUCAGAGGAUUCGUGACCGUCACUUCUCAAUCUGACGGUUACGAAUCUUUUGACUGCACGCAAUCCACGUUGUCACUUACAUGUUGCACUAAAAAAGUUACCAUGAUGAGUAUGAGACAUUCUUUUGGUUUGUCCAGAUUUGUGAAACUUAUAUGAUUCCGCUGAAGGUGGGGGGAAAUUGAUGGCUUUAAACAAAGCAUCUUUGACUGAAGUGUUUCCCUUUAAACUGGACAAAAGUGGUUGAAAAAAAGGAACGGUUAUGCACGCUUGUAACAUUCUUUUCACUUUUCAGAGGAAAAAAAGGUAAAGGGAAAGAAACAUGAGAAGUGUAGUUUGAGAAUAUAAGGAAGCUGUCUAGUUUAUUGGAAGAGUCGUAAUUUCUUAGUGUCUCCUUAAAAGAACAAGUUUGUACAACCUGCUAUGCUUUUUUGUUGUCUGGUUAAAGUUGAUCUCAAACACAAAUUUUUGAAUCAACUAGUGUUGAUGUGAAUGAUAAAGUAUCCAUUUUUGAACACAACACAAAUGCAUAUGAACAGAAC